This is a messenger RNA of Penicillium atrosanguineum, 522 nucleotides long. RefSeq names its product Glycoside hydrolase family 2 immunoglobulin-like beta-sandwich. The record is from RefSeq and is a predicted model, not a curated record. NCBI's taxonomy places the organism in Eukaryota, Fungi, Ascomycota, Eurotiomycetes, Eurotiales, Aspergillaceae. The transcript has a single exon. Gene Ontology annotation, molecular function: carboxy-lyase activity. The coding region runs from base 1 to 522 and encodes 173 amino acids.
AUGCCAGUUCUACCGUCUCUCGAAGGCUCGACUUUCGACGCCGACAUUCGAGACCGCCACAUGAUCUACGACUACGCGGCACAUGACGCUCAAGGAGAUCCUGAAAAAUGGCGAUAUGAGAUGUGGUUCUACAACGAGGAUCGCAUUGUCUACGCGAUCCACGGAGGUCCAAUGGCCGGCAGAAAGAAUUUUCAGGCCGUAACCUACCAAUGCAUCCGCCCUGGAGAACUAUGGCAGUGCAAUUGGCUCGAGGAGACCGGCACUAUCUGUUCGCUCGUCUACGAUAUCCCCAACAAACGCAUAUCGACUUUACUUGGAUUCUCGAAAGGUCAUUGGACCCAAAAUGAGGCCGCACAUGGCGACAAGCGCAACCCGGAGGAUCUCGCUCGUUGGAGGGAUCUGGCGAAGGUUGGUGCGUCUCAGGCGGAUAGGGUGAUGUUGAGCGAGCAAGCAGAUAUUCUGGAGGAUUUUAGGGGCCCUGGAUCCUUGGAACCUAUCAAGAUGGAGUGGCCUACUAUGUAA